CCGAAUUGAGACAGAGCUGGGGAAAAAAAAAGGUCAACAAUGCAUUUCCUAGCCUGGUUCAAUCUGCUGCUCCUCCUUCCUUGUUUUGGUGCCACCAAAACCUGCUUCCCUGGUUGUCACUGUGAAGUGGAAAGCUUUGGUCUCUUUGACAGCUUUAGCCUGACCAAGGUGGACUGCAGUGGAAUAGGCUCCCACAUUGUUCCUGUCCCAAUCCCUCUGGAUACCUCCUACUUGGAUCUAUCAUCGAACAAACUGGAAACAAUCAACGAGUCAAUGCUUACUGGCCCUGGAUACACCACCUUGGUGAGCCUUGACCUGAGCUACAACAAAAUUGCCAAGAUUUCCUCCACAACCUUCUCCAGGCUUCGUUACCUGGAGUCCUUGGAUCUGAGCCAUAACUCUCUGGAAGUCCUCCCUGAGGACUGCUUCUCCAGUUCUCCUCUGAGCGACAUAGAUUUGAGCAGCAACAAGCUUUCGGGUAUAGCUAUGGACCUUUUUGCUUCAAAAGGCCAAGGGAAGCCCCUGAGCGUGGAUCUAUCCAAUAAUAUGCUCACCACAGUUACAAGGCAGCGUGACAAGAGCAGCCCCAACAUCCAGAACUUAAAUCUUUCUGAGAAUAGGCUCACAUCAGUGCCAAACCUUCAAGGGCUUCCUCUCCGAUACUUAAAUCUUGACGGCAACCCUCUGCUCAAGAUUGAGAAAGGAGACUUCACAGGGCUGAAAGAUUUGAUUCAUUUGUCCCUCAGUGGCCUGCAUGGCUUUGGAGAGUUAGCUCCUUAUAGCUUCAAGGAUCUACCAGCCCUCCAAGUUCUGGAUUUAUCCAACAAUCCCAACUUGAAGACGCUGUCUGCUGAAGUCGUCUUUGGCCUGAACUCCCUCCAAGAGCUCAACCUUUCCGGGACAGGCGUGUCAGCCUUGCCAAAAGCUGUGCUGAAAUACCUGCCUGCCAUCAAAAGCAUCACCUUGGGGAAGGACAUACAGUGCUUUAAGACCAUCAAAGAAGGACAGUACCACCGACAAACUGGGCUGACCAGAAGAGAGGUCCUCAGCUGCCACGACAGCCACGGAUCCGUGGCGACGGCGCCUUACGUUUUGUGAUGAAAGCUC
This is a messenger RNA of Indicator indicator, 1107 nucleotides long. It is a transcript of the gene TSKU, whose product is annotated as tsukushi, small leucine rich proteoglycan. NCBI's taxonomy places the organism in Eukaryota, Metazoa, Chordata, Aves, Piciformes, Indicatoridae. The coding region runs from base 40 to 1098 and encodes 352 amino acids. The transcript has 2 exons. Gene Ontology annotation, cellular component: extracellular matrix. Gene Ontology annotation, molecular function: protein binding. The record is from RefSeq and is a predicted model, not a curated record.